This is a messenger RNA of Tripterygium wilfordii, 1850 nucleotides long. RefSeq names its product arogenate dehydratase/prephenate dehydratase 1, chloroplastic-like. The transcript is spliced from 11 exons. The coding region runs from base 228 to 1394 and encodes 388 amino acids. Gene Ontology annotation, cellular component: cytoplasm; chloroplast. NCBI's taxonomy places the organism in Eukaryota, Viridiplantae, Streptophyta, Magnoliopsida, Celastrales, Celastraceae. Gene Ontology annotation, biological process: L-phenylalanine biosynthetic process. The record is from RefSeq and is a predicted model, not a curated record. Gene Ontology annotation, molecular function: prephenate dehydratase activity; arogenate dehydratase activity.
UCUCCUUCAUUUCGCCAAGAAACGUGUUGUACUUAACACAAUACUAGCAGCACCAACUGCCAACGUUUCCACCUAAUAAUCUGAAACUGUCAUUCAUGUAUUCGACAAAAUUCCUCAACCAACUCUGUUUCCCGUCGUUACUUCAAAUUUACCUCAGUCGCUCUCUUUGACAGGAAUCGUACAACUUAAUAAUUAGCAGAAAAAGUCUCGCUUUUUUUAUCCUUCCGAUGGCCCAGAAGUCUCUUGCUUUGAUGGGCUAUGGUGUUUCUCAGUUUAGCUGGGGAGAUUCGGUGGAACGGGUCGGGGAUUCGGACAUAAGAGGUAAAUGGGGCAGCUUUUUGGGUCUUCCGGUGAAUUUGAAGAUGCGGUCUGUUACACACGUGACGACUGCAAAGCCAACUGCUAAGCAGUGGAGGGUUGUAAGUCAGACUGAGAAAGACGUUUCGCCGAGAUCGCAAAAGGAUUUGAUCUCUUAUCCGAGACCAUUGUCUGUAUCCGACAUUUCUACAAAAUCUAGUAAUGGUUCAAAGGUGCGGAUAUCCUUUAAGGGGUCUCCGGGUUCCUACACUGAGGAUGCAGCACUCAAUGUCUAUCCCAAAUGUGAAACAAUACCUUGUGAUGAAUUCGAAGAUGCAUUUAAAGCAGUUGAAUUAUGGCUAGCUGAUAAAGCAUUUCUUCCAAUUGAGAAUUCAUCCAGUGGAAGUAUCCAUCGCAACUAUGAUUUACUCCUUCGUCAUAGGCUUCAUAUUGUUGGUGAGGUUCAGUUGCCUGUUAACCUCUGUCUCCUAGCUCUGCCCGGCGUUAGAACAGGGCAGUUAAGACGGGUUUUAAGCCAUCCACAGGCAUUGGCUUUAAGUGACACUUUCCUGAGUAAGUUAGGUGUCAGUAGAGAAAAUGUUGAUGACACUGCUAGUGCUGCUCAGUAUGUAGCCACAAAGGGCCUGAGGGAUGCUGGUGUUAUAGCAAGCGCUCGAGCUGCUGAGAUUUAUGGGCUAAACAUACUAGCAGAACAAAUCCAGGAUGAUCCCGACAGUGUAAAUCGUUUUCUGGUUCUUGCAAGGGACCCGAUAAUUCCAAGGUCUGAUAAGCCAUUCAAGACUAGCGUUGUUUUUACCUUGGAUGAAGGCCCUGGAGUAUUAUUCAAAGCAUUGGCUGUGUUUGCAUUGAGGGAUAUUAAUUUGAGAAAGAUUGAAAGUCGACCCCAGAGAAAGAGACCACUAAGAGUGGUUGAUGACUCCAAUACAGGAACUGCCAAGUACUUUGACUACCUUUUCUAUAUUGAUUUUGAGGCUUCCAUGGCAGAGCCCCGCGCACAAAAUGCUUUAGGGCAUCUUCAGGAAUUCGCAACAUUCCUUCGAGUUCUUGGCUGCUAUCCCAUGGAAACAGCUCUUUAGUUGUCUUUCUCUCCCACAACUUUCCAAUUCUGGCCAGUGGUGGUAAGGGCAUUUCUCCAAACAUUUCGUGUGGCCUUUUAGACACGAAGCUUUGUGAAUGCCCCAUGCAUUCAUCAUACAAGUUGAAAUAUGCGUCCACGUUGUGCCAUGUUUUAGCUAUUAAGUUUCCAAAGAUGGUGGAGAGGACAUAAUUUUCUGGUUAUUCACAAAAGCCUCAAGGAAGGUUGAAGAUCCCAGCUUGCCUGUAGGUUGACUUUCAAGUAACAUGGGCUUUUUUUUCUCAGCUUGCCUGCAGUAUAUAGACAGAGUAGCAAUUUCCACAUAAUUGUUUCUGCCAGUUAUCCAGAAUUCUGAUGUAGAAUGACAUCUUUGCUGCUAGAAUUCUCAUUUUCCAACCUAAAGACCAAGUUUGUACACUCCCACUUUCAUAGUGAGAACUUCUUUCUUUUCUUUUUU